GGACCCACAUGCUCUAUGUUUUUGGCGGAAUUAACCAGAAAAUUGGCAAUGAAAAAGAAACAAGAAGAAGAAUCCCCAAAAAAUAUUGUUCAGACAAUAAUAGACAGCAUUACAAAUGCGUUGCCAGUCAAGCUUUCAAAAAAGUCGCCACAGAAGUGUUUAUCACCAAUACAAAUUGAGACGUUACAAACAUUUGCACCAGAAUUAACACCUAAGGACACAAUAAACUUCCCUCUUCCUACGACCACAACAAGUAACAUCGAAGAUGUUUCUAUGGAAGACAUAGAAAUCUCGAGUCCACCAAAGCCUGGAACAUUUAAAAUGCCCAAAAUGCCAUUAGUUAAUAGCGACAUAUUAAAAGCAUCAGCAGCUACGGCAGAAAGGGAAAGGAAAAAUCAAAUGCAAGAUCAAUCCGUUAACACAGGCACAGAUCACGAUGUUGCUUCAGAAAUUGCGAAACAUGUUGGCACGUUAAGAAAAAUUUCUUUGAUUGCUGAAGAGUUUAACCAAAAAACUGCGAAAAAUUUAAAAGAAAUAGUAGACAGUGUCCAAGAGGAUUUGAUAAAGAAACUAGAAGAAAUACAAGCAGAGCAGAAAGCUAAUCAAGACAAACACAUGACCAUCACUGAAGAUGAAAGCGUUGCGGACAGUGACGACUAA
This is a messenger RNA of Spodoptera exigua (beet armyworm), 660 nucleotides long. The record is from the annotation of a GenBank genome assembly. Lineage: Eukaryota; Metazoa; Arthropoda; Insecta; Lepidoptera; Noctuidae.